UGAAUGAUGAAUGAUGAAUUGAUGGUUUUCCCAAAAAGCGAAGGGCCAUAAUUGAAGAGUUCUCUCCAAAGGGUGGGAAAGAAAAAAUGAAGAGAGAGUGAUAGGUGAGUGGGGAGAGAAAGACAGAGAGAGAAAGCGGGUCAGUUUCUUUUUGGAGUAUUGGGUCAGCUUCUUUUGGCAAUGCCAAAGUUGGUCACGCUCUCUGAAAAUGCAGCAGCUGCAGCAGCAGGAGGCAUGAAGAACAACAACCUCACCACUCCUUCAAAUAUCAUCAUUUCUCACUCGUUACUUCACUUUCUUCUUUGCUUCUCUCUCUUCUUCCCUCUCCUUUCUCAUUCUUCUCCUCAUGGCUGGUCUCAUCGAUCUCAACAACGCAACCGAAGACGAUGAAAUGCCGUCGUCUGGCUCCUCCUCCACCGUGUGCCUCGAGCUCUGGCACGCCUGCGCGGGUCCAUUGAUUUCCUUGCCCAAGAAAGGGAGUGUUGUCGUGUACUUCCCUCAGGGACACUUGGAGCAACACCUUCACGAUUUUCCGCUCCCUGCCUCUGCCAACAUCCCCUCCCAUGUCUUCUGUCGCGUCCUCGAUGUCAAGCUUCAUGCUGAGGAAGGGAGUGAUGAAGUUCAUUGCCAGGUGGUGCUGGUUCCCGAAACUGAGCAAGUACAUCAGAAGCUGCGGGAGGGGGAAUUUGAUGCUGAUGGUGAAGAGGAGGAUGCUGAAGCUGUGAUGAAGUCCACGACGCCCCACAUGUUCUGCAAGACUUUGACUGCUUCUGAUACCAGCACUCAUGGUGGAUUCUCCGUGCCUCGUCGCGCUGCGGAAGAUUGCUUCCCUCCCCUGGAUUACAGUCAACAGAGGCCUUCACAGGAGCUUGUGGCGAAGGAUCUCCAUGGCCAGGAAUGGAGGUUUCGACAUAUUUAUAGGGGGCAGCCACGAAGACACUUGCUUACUACCGGUUGGAGUGCAUUUGUGAACAAGAAGAAACUUGUAUCUGGAGAUGCUGUUCUGUUUCUUAGGGGUGAGGAUGGAGAAUUGAGAUUGGGAAUUCGUAGGGCGGCUCAAUUGAAAAGUGGCAGUACCUUUUCAGCUCUUUCUGGCCAGCAAUUGAGUCCUACCAGUCUUAUGGAUGUGGUUAAUGCUUUGUCUGCAAGAUGUGCCUUUAGCAUUCACUAUAAUCCGAGGGUCAGUACAUCUGAGUUCAUCAUACCUAUCCACAGAUUCUUAAAGAGCCUUGAUUAUUCUUAUUCAGCUGGAAUGAGGUUCAGGAUGCGCUUCGAAACCGAAGAUGCUGCAGAGCGAAGAUUUACAGGAUUAAUUGUUGGAAUUGCUGAUGUGGAUCCUGUUAGAUGGCCUGGAUCUAAAUGGAGAUGCCUAAUGGUAAGGUGGGAUGACUUAGAAGUCACAAGGCAUAAUAGGGUUUCCCCAUGGGAGAUUGAGCCAUCUGGUUCUGCUUCUACUGCAAAUAACUUGAUGUCAGCUGGUUUGAAGAGGACCAAGAUUGGAUUGCCUUCAGCCAAGCUAGAAUUUCCAGUUUCCAAUGUGAUUGGAACAUCAGACUUUGGGGAAUCACUAAGGUUCCAGAAGGUCUUGCAAGGUCAAGAAAUGUUGGGUGUUAAUCCUACUUAUGAUAGUAUUAAUGCUCAGAGUCACCAGGUAUCUGAUUUGAGGAGGUGCUAUCCUGUCUCAAACUAUCCUAGGAUUGCUGCAACAGGAAAUAACAUUGGAAUCCCACAAGUGAGUUCCAAUGUUUCCAGCAAUGGCAUAGGCUUUAGUGAAUCUUUCAGAUUCCAGAAGGUCUUGCAAGGUCAAGAAAUAUUUCCAAGCCAACCAUAUGGAAGGGCCCUGUCUGUUGAUGAGGCUUGUGGAAAUAGUCGCUGUGGACUCUUUGAUGGUUACCAGGUGAUGAGAUCCAGAAAUGGAUGGUGUUCCGACAUGAGUAACAAUUCCUCAAAUUUGCAUCCUCCUGUUCCAUCUGGGCAAGUUUCAUCUCCAUCAUCUGUGUUAAUGUUCCAGCAAGCAGUCAAUCUAGUUUCAAACUCCGAUUAUAACAACAAAAUUAGUCAGGUGAUGGGAGGUAAGUUCCAUCAACGAGUUCCAUAUGCUUCUGAUGUUAAAGGUGGAAAAUUUGUAUCAACCCCCUAUGAGCCUCUUCUCUGUGGACUAGCUAAGGAAGGCACAAAUUCUUUUGGUCUUUCAAACUUUCAUAAUCAGCUGGAUAGUUCACGUUCACACGAUUCCAUAUCAGUACUGAGAGCUAAUCAAGAGUUGGUUCCCUCGUGUAAAAGUAGUUGCAGAGUCUUUGGUUUUUCAUUAACUGAGGUUGCUCCCAUUGCAAAUAAAGAGGCUGCUGACUCAUCUUCUGUAGCAUGUUCUGGACCUUCCUUUACAAGACACGUUGAUGAUGAUUUCCAUCCAGGGCAUUCACUUAGGAGCAAGGCAGUGGCAAGUUAUUGCACCAAGGGUGUGCUGCAAUAUUGACUAUGAAAUCACGAUGUACGCUAGUACUGAUGCUGGCAUAAGGUAGCAGAAUACAAUGUCCACAGUUGUUGUACUUGUGUGCUUUGCUCUAGUAACUUGGAGUAUUGGAGACAAAAAUAUUGUAACUAUUUGCCUAAUUUAGAUACUUUUUAAUUAGGCUAUGACCACAUUCUAGUUCUUGUAUUAAUCUUUUAUGUUCUCUUUAUUGGCUGGCUUGUAUGGGGAAAAACCUCUAAACGAUGCAUGUUUAUCCACCGUUUUGGCCAUAUGCUGAACGAAGUAAGCCAGGUGGUUGUGCAUAACCCUUCAUUUAUCUUGAAUUGGGCAUUUGAUUACAUUAGAGAGCAAUAACGCUUCAUGUUUCAUGUCCUUAA
Messenger RNA from Glycine soja, 2850 nucleotides. RefSeq names its product auxin response factor 3-like. Gene Ontology annotation, biological process: regulation of DNA-templated transcription; response to hormone. The record is from RefSeq and is a predicted model, not a curated record. NCBI's taxonomy places the organism in Eukaryota, Viridiplantae, Streptophyta, Magnoliopsida, Fabales, Fabaceae. Gene Ontology annotation, cellular component: nucleus. The transcript is spliced from 11 exons. Gene Ontology annotation, molecular function: DNA binding. Bases 347 to 2476 code for a protein of 709 amino acids.